AUGGCAUCAAACAAAACUUGGCUUCUCGAAUUCUUCGAAUCCAUUUGUCCCGACGAUUCUGCAUCUGACGGAUGGGGCAACUGUCAAUACAAACCUGAUUACGUAUCUGCGCACUUGUACACAACAGAUGUAGAGUAUUUCAAAGGUACCCUGGCUGGAUUUCAGAAGGAUUUCGGAUUACCUUUGGUAUUAUCUGAAUUCGCUUGUUAUAAAUUCGGUGAAGAACCCCACCCAUCUCUCGAAGAGGUCAGUAUUUUCAUGCAGAGUACGAUGGAAUGGCUAGAUCAACAAGAUUGGGUGGUGAAAUAUGCAUGGUUCGGGAACGCUCGUAAUUCUGAAUACCUAUUUGGAGUAUACGAGACAAAUAGGUUGAUGGAUACUUCUGGGGUAUUAACGGACUUGGGAAAACAAUACAUGAAUGGAGGAAGGCCAAUCUCGUAG
This is a messenger RNA of Kwoniella mangroviensis CBS 8507, 441 nucleotides long. RefSeq lists its product as uncharacterized. Lineage: Eukaryota; Fungi; Basidiomycota; Tremellomycetes; Tremellales; Cryptococcaceae. The coding region runs from base 1 to 441 and encodes 146 amino acids. The record is from RefSeq and is a predicted model, not a curated record. The transcript is spliced from 5 exons. Gene Ontology annotation, biological process: fungal-type cell wall polysaccharide metabolic process. Gene Ontology annotation, cellular component: fungal-type cell wall.